This is a messenger RNA of Theileria annulata, 1656 nucleotides long. RefSeq lists its product as uncharacterized. The transcript is spliced from 9 exons. Lineage: Eukaryota; Apicomplexa; Aconoidasida; Piroplasmida; Theileriidae. The record is from RefSeq and is a predicted model, not a curated record. The coding region runs from base 1 to 1656 and encodes 551 amino acids.
AUGGAGCAUGAAGAAAAUUGUCCAUGGCUCACAAGUGAACAGAACAAUUCCUUGAUACAUACAUUGCCUAAAAACUGCCAAAAUAGAAAAUGUUCAGUUUGGAAAGAUUUAAAAGAAUGGUUUGGAUAUUUAGGAAAUAGUCUCUCACUUUUAGCCUUUCAAGAAAUUUAUAGAGAUGUAGCACAUGAUGGAUCAGGAGUAUAUGAAAGAAUGGCAAUUGAAGGUGGAAAUAUCCUAAGAAAAGUUGUGGAAUUACAAUCUAUGGCCGGUACUAAAGAAGAUUUAUACCUUAAAGGAGUCUCGAAACUUGUGUUUGGAAUAACCUCUGGAUCCUAUGUCAACUUUAUAAAACAGCUCCAACUACAAAAAAUGUCUGACCUAGUGAAUGACACGAUGGCAUUGUGUAAUUUCGGAAGAUUAUAUCUAGCAGGUGCUCAAACAUUAACUACUCCAAGAUCAGUGUCAAAUUAUGUGAGAGUUUGUGUGGCAUUUUCAGUAAAUGAAAUUGCUGGUCCAUCACAUCACUCACCAAUACCUGAAUGGAUUGUACCUCUAAUUCAACAUAUUUAUCACACUAACAAGUUAAGACACCUCCAAUACACCUGUGAUAACCUGCUCCUCACAAAUUUGCACAGAUACAUGGGCUAUAGAUAUAAUGAACUUUUACCUAGAAUUAAAGAAUGUUUUGAUAACUUACAAAAUACACCACAGGGAACUGAAACACAUGGAUUCGUACUUUUAAACGCAUUUGCUCAGGACUAUUUCUUGAAAUUACACAAGAUGAACUAUGGUGACAAUUCUAAAGCAGAAGAGUUUGCAAAAACUGAAGCGAACAAUUUUCUUAACAGUAAGGCAAUUGAGCUUUUUUCCUGUGUACACAUGAAACUUCACUUGACGUAUUUGAAUGAGGACCUAAAGGUCAUGAUUCAAAGAUCACUAAGAGAUACAAGAACAAUAUUCAUAAAUCUUCUUGGCGCUUGCUGGUCCAUAUCGCAAAAGGAUUCCAGGAAACUGUGGCUUUCUAAUCUUUUUCAAACUUUAAGACAAAUACAACUGAGUACAAUGGCAUAUUUUUCCACUAGAACACUGACAGCAGCUGAUUUGGAGUUGAUUGAGUUCACAGGAUCAGAUUUAGCCAGAGAUAAGUUCGAGCUCUUAUUAAACCCCAAGAAUAUGAAGCCUAAAGAUUCUAGAGGAGAAAUGUCCCAAGAUUUGGAAGUAGAAAAAUCUCAAUUGGAACUACAUAAUUCUCCAUAUAAACCAUUUUCAUCACAAGUUAAGGAUGAGAGUCUUGGUAAAGAGGCACUUGUUAAGUUAGGAGGUAGUUUACUUGAGGCAUACGGUUAUGUUCAAGAAUUCGUAGUAGACAACGCGUAUAAAUUGAUUCAAAAUAGCUGUUUUACACCCUCAAAUUCCAAUACUCAACAACAAAAAGAAUCUUUGAGGACAGAAAAUGUUCUACCGCUAAAUGUAAGAUAUGAAGAGGCAUCUGAUAUGGCCCAUAUCAAAAUUCCACUAGGAAAAAUUGCAUCAGCUAAUAAAUUAGAAUAUCGUACCUUGUUGAAAAAUAAGGAUAAAAGGUUGAUGGAAUUAUCAAUAAACAACUUUGACAGAGAAUUUCCCUCAUUUUGUGUAAAGGUUCCAACCAAAAAAUGA